This is a messenger RNA of Nerophis ophidion (straightnose pipefish), 569 nucleotides long. It is a transcript of the gene snrpf, whose product is annotated as small nuclear ribonucleoprotein polypeptide F. Gene Ontology annotation, molecular function: RNA binding. Gene Ontology annotation, biological process: spliceosomal snRNP assembly; mRNA splicing, via spliceosome. The record is from RefSeq and is a predicted model, not a curated record. NCBI's taxonomy places the organism in Eukaryota, Metazoa, Chordata, Actinopteri, Syngnathiformes, Syngnathidae. Gene Ontology annotation, cellular component: U1 snRNP; catalytic step 2 spliceosome. Bases 140 to 400 code for a protein of 86 amino acids. The transcript is spliced from 4 exons.
ACAACAAGACUCUACUUGGGGUCGCGGCGUUGUACUUCCGGUCGGGCGGGCAGCGCGUGUUUGUGUGCGCUUGCGAACGCUUUUGUGACGACAAGCUCGUAAUCAAUAUAACUUCUAAUCUCACUUGAAUUAAGAGGCAAUGAGUUUACCACUGAACCCAAAGCCAUUCCUGAACGGUCUGACCGGCAAGCCGGUGAUGGUGAAGCUGAAGUGGGGCAUGGAGUACAAAGGCUACCUGGUGUCCGUGGAUGGUUACAUGAACAUGCAGCUGGCCAACACAGAAGAGUAUGUGGACGGAGCUUUAGCCGGCCAUCUUGGCGAGGUCCUUGUCAGGUGUAAUAAUGUCUUGUACAUCCGAGGCGUAGAAGAGGAGGAGGAAGACGGUGAAAUGAGAGAGUAAUUCCACAGACGAUUGUAGUCGAGUUUAAAGUGUGCUUGUGUUUUCACCAUGUGAAACCAAAUGUGUGCGAUCCUGAUUUGUUUAGUUAUUUUUUUCUUUUUUGUACCGAGAGACCAACUCUUUGUUGUGAUACAGGCACAAUAAAAUGAUUAUUGUACUCUUUCUUAAA